AUGAGGGCGCCCGCGCUGCUGCCGCCGGCGCUGCUGACCUGCUGUGGCUGGCUGCUCGCCCCCGUGACCAGUGUUCACCCAGAAUGUCGAUUUCAUCUGGAAAUACAGGAGGAAGAGACAAAAUGUACAGAGCUUCUAAGGACUCAAACAGAAAAAUACAAAGCCUGCAGUGGUGUCUGGGACAACAUUACGUGUUGGCGCCCUGCGGACAUAGGCGAGACCGUCACAGUGCCCUGUCCUAAAGUAUUCAGCAAUUUUUACAGCAAACCAGGAAACAUAAGCAAAAACUGUACAAGUCAUGGGUGGUCAGAGAUGUUUCCAGAUUUCAUAGACGCCUGCGGCUAUAAUGAUGCCGAGGACGAGAGCAAGAUUACGUUCUACAUUCUGGUGAAGGCCAUUUACACGCUGGGCUACAGUGUCUCUCUGAUUUCCCUUACAACCGGAAGCAUAAUUCUUUGCCUCCUCAGGAAGCUGCAUUGCACCCGGAACUACAUCCACUUGAACCUGUUCCUCUCCUUCAUCCUCCGAGCCAUCUCAGUGUUGGUCAAGGACGAUGUGCUAUAUUCCAGCUCGGGCACACUGCACUGCCCCGACCAGCCAUCCUCCUGGGUUGGCUGCAAGCUGAGCCUCGUGUUCUUCCAGUAUUGCAUCAUGGCAAACUUCUACUGGCUCCUGGUGGAGGGGCUAUACCUCCACACCCUGUUGGUGGCCAUAUUCUCCCCCAGCCGACGCUUCGCAGCCUAUCUCCUGAUUGGAUGGGGCAUCCCCACCAUCUGCAUAGGGGCGUGGACUGCAGCCCGGCUCUCCUUAGAAGACACAGGUUGUUGGGAUACCAACGACCACAGUGUUCCCUGGUGGGUAAUACGGACACCAAUUUUAAUAUCUAUCAUAGUCAAUUUUGUCCUUUUUGUUAGUAUCAUACGAAUUUUACUGCAGAAGUUGACGUCCCCAGAUGUCGGCGGCAAUGACCAGUCACAGUAUAAGAGGCUCGCCAAGUCCACACUGCUGCUCAUCCCGCUGUUUGGAGUUCACUACAUGGUGUUUGCCGUGUUUCCUAUUGGCAUCUCCUCCAAAUAUCAGAUCCUGUUUGAAUUGUGCAUCGGAUCAUUUCAGGGCCUGGUGGUGGCGGUUCUGUACUGUUUUCUCAACAGUGAAGUGCAGAGCGAGCUGAAAAGGAAGUGGCGCAGCCUGUGCCGCAGCCAGCCCUGCGGCUGGGACUGCAGGCUCCACAGCUUGUCCGUCUCAAGGAACGGCUCGGAAAGCGCCCUGCAGUUCCACCGAGGCUCCCGCGCCCCGUCCUUCCUGCAGACAGAGACCUCGGUCAUCUAG
Messenger RNA from Odobenus rosmarus divergens (Pacific walrus), 1329 nucleotides. RefSeq names its product vasoactive intestinal peptide receptor 2 (gene VIPR2). The record is from RefSeq and is a predicted model, not a curated record. Gene Ontology annotation, biological process: adenylate cyclase-modulating G protein-coupled receptor signaling pathway; cell surface receptor signaling pathway. Lineage: Eukaryota; Metazoa; Chordata; Mammalia; Carnivora; Odobenidae. The transcript has 13 exons. Gene Ontology annotation, cellular component: plasma membrane. Gene Ontology annotation, molecular function: vasoactive intestinal polypeptide receptor activity; G protein-coupled peptide receptor activity; peptide hormone binding. Bases 1 to 1329 code for a protein of 442 amino acids.